Molecule: messenger RNA, 455 nt
Organism: Phytophthora infestans T30-4
Lineage: Eukaryota; Oomycota; Peronosporomycetes; Peronosporales; Peronosporaceae
Exons: 1
Coding region: 14-235 (73 amino acids)
Source: RefSeq, a predicted model, not a curated record
AAACGACGAUCCAAUGCUUCGGCGACAUCCCACUCGUGUGGAGGAGCGCGCCGACGUGGCGGCUGAGUACGAGGCCUAUCUGAUCGAGAAGGAGAGCCAGACCAAGCUCCAGAGUACGACUAGUCCACAGGAGCGAACCUUUGUUGUCGGCGCUGCUACCGAGACAAUGGCUACGAGACAAGAAACCCGGCGACAGGAAGUUCGCGCACGCAUCGGGCUGGACAACCGCCAAUAAGCUGCUAGGUACUUUGAGAUUAACGUGAGGACUGAUAAGAAGGAAGGCUCUGCGUGGCUUCGUCGGCUACCUGGAGUAAAUAUUAUAGGAGAGUGAGUACACAGGCUGUGAUGUUAUUUUGAAGAACUCGAUACGAUCGCACUAGCGUUGAAAGCGUCGAUUUUAUAAAUCGUUGCGCAGUGAAAGUGGCUCUCUACAAGCUCACCAUAUAGCAAAAAUU